Messenger RNA from Talaromyces stipitatus ATCC 10500, 1890 nucleotides. Its product is annotated as DSBA family oxidoreductase, putative. The transcript is spliced from 6 exons. NCBI's taxonomy places the organism in Eukaryota, Fungi, Ascomycota, Eurotiomycetes, Eurotiales, Trichocomaceae. The record is from RefSeq and is a predicted model, not a curated record. The coding region runs from base 90 to 785 and encodes 231 amino acids. Gene Ontology annotation, biological process: glutathione metabolic process. Gene Ontology annotation, molecular function: glutathione peroxidase activity; glutathione transferase activity. Gene Ontology annotation, cellular component: mitochondrion; peroxisome.
ACUGCAUAUAAAUAUUUUCAACCAUAACUGCAAGCUUCCAAUUUUACUAAGCAACACUAGCAUAGCAUACAUCAAGCAAGCACGCAAUAAUGGGUGGCAUCAUCCACGCUUACUACGACUGCGUAUCACCAUAUUCAUACUUUGCAUUUGUGCAUCUACAGAGAGUUCGCGAUAAACUUGCCAGCUAUGGCGUUACUGUUGAAUCACAUCCCAUCUUCCUAGGCGGAAUCAUGGAUCGCUCUGGAAACACACCACCCUGGAAAGUCCCCGCAAAAGCCAAACUCGGCCAACUCGAACUCGCGCGCGGAAUCAAAUAUUGGAACGUUGAGCCGUUUACGCAGCCUGAUUUCUUUCCUAUUCUUACUAUUUUCCCCCAACGAGCGCUAACAUACAUCAAACACACCUAUCCACUCACCCAAUUUGAGAAGAUCCUGGAUUUGUAUUGGCAAUGGUUCUUCUACCAACAUCUCAACAUCUCGAAACCAGAUGUCCUUCGCCAAUUACUCGUGUCACCUGCGGCAGGCUUCUCGGUCGAACAGGCAGAUGAGAUUGUCACCGCAGCGAUGGAUAAGAAAUGGAAAGAUGCACUAACAGCCAAAACGCAGGAGGCGAUAGAUAGAGGUGCGUAUGGAGCGCCGUUCUUUUGGGUUGUGAAGUCUGAGGGUGGGAAGGUCUUGGGGGAGGAGCCCUUUUUUGGAAGUGAUCGGUUCCAUCAAAUAUGGGAUUUUCUGGAAUUGCAGUGGGAGGAUUUUAAACUUCUACCGCGGAUAGAGGCUAAGCUGUGAUCUUACUGAGAAUAGCCUGAUAGCCGUUAUUUAUCUUUGUAUUGUAUGAUCUACGAUCUAAUCAUGUCGUCGUGUCCAUUUAGCCAUAAUAUGGGUUCCUGAAAGCAUUUUGCACAGUUUAACUCCAUGGUGUCCGUCCUGUCGCCUCCUCUGUAGUCAGCGCUGAAGGAGCAACACGAAUCUCCAACCCAGCAUUGAUAAGAUUUGUACGGAUAAGUCGUAGAUGUGCCUCAUUCACGUAUUCCUCAGCACUCUCCAAGGCUUCCUUGAUCACUUCCCUACGCAGGUCCAUCUGUUUCGAAACGAGUAGCCCUUUCUCUAAGUCGAUGCGUGCGUCUAAUGUGCCAUUCUCAAUCAACUUGAUCAGUUCCUGAACGAACGGGGAGCUGAUAUCGGUGGGUGACGCAACACCCCCAACGAUUUCAGGUGCAAAGACUUUUGCCAUAGCCUCAAGAGAAACUCGACUAAAUGGGAGGGCGUAUUGCUGAAUGGACUUGGUUCGAAUCCGGUUGUAUAACGCUGGGAUAUGGCGUUGAAGAUGAAUGUCGAGUAGGUAAUCUGCUCGGUAUUCCUCCAAGAUAUCCAAGCAGGCCCGAAAUUUGGAAUUGCAGAAAGCCGAUAUCGCCCGGCGGAUAUGAGGCUCUAGUUCGAGGUAGUUUCGAAACUGACUGUUCUCUAGCACGCGGCGUUGCAACUCGUUUCGAUCCAUGGAAGCCAACGCACACAAUCCACCGUAGACAGCGACAUCGUUUGCAGUGAGAACCUCAUUGUAAGUAUCACCCAGCGUGGGAUCGGCGUUGAGAAGCUGAUUCGCAGCUUCCAGAUAAUUUCCCUGUCCAAGCUGAGCCAGACCCGAAGCAGAAGAUAUCUUUGGUGCACUCUUGGAAUGCUCAUCCUCUGGCUUUGGUCCUGAUCGGUAUCGAGCGACAGCUUGCUGCACGCCAAACCAGUCGCCACGGUCAAUAGCCACGUUGAUCGUUUUUAGAUGCAUGGCUGCAAAGUGACUGGGUGUAGUGCAGUUGUCUUUCAAACGAGCAUAAGCUUUUGAUGCAGCUGCCAAGUCGCCAAUAGAAUGAUAAUGUGAAGCUAGAUCAUCGGUGCCCAU